This is a messenger RNA of Truncatella angustata, 1326 nucleotides long. RefSeq names its product major facilitator superfamily domain-containing protein. Gene Ontology annotation, cellular component: fungal-type vacuole membrane. The transcript is spliced from 2 exons. Gene Ontology annotation, biological process: transmembrane transport. The record is from RefSeq and is a predicted model, not a curated record. Gene Ontology annotation, molecular function: transmembrane transporter activity. Bases 1 to 1326 code for a protein of 441 amino acids. Lineage: Eukaryota; Fungi; Ascomycota; Sordariomycetes; Amphisphaeriales; Sporocadaceae.
AUGUCGAAUAGGGAUCACAAUACGAUCACUCCAGCUGUCCAGGUCGCGGACAUUAACGAUGGGAUUAUUGCGGAGGUCCAGAAGUCGGAAGCUCAGCUCGCAACUGAGAGCGUGAAAGGUGAUGAGCCGCCGGAUGGAGGAGUUACCGCUUGGUUGCAAGUCCUCGGCUCGUUCUGUCUGUUUUGGAAUCACUGGGGUCUAGUCAACGCAUUCGGUGUCUUUCAAACAUAUUACCAAAAUGAGCUGCUCACGGAAAUGUCCCCAUCUGCAAUCUCAUGGAUAGGCUCGAUCCAAUCGUUCUUGCUCCUGUCUGUUGGCGUCUUGUCGGGGCCACUGUACGACAAGGGGUACUUGCGGUCAUUGCUGUUGGCUGGAAGUGUUCUGAUUGUGAUAGGAUUGAUGAUGACAAGUCUGUGUACGCAGUUCUGGCAGCUGGUGUUGGCACAAGCCAUUUGCAUCGGUACGGGAACGGGCAUACUCUAUAUACCUUCCCUAGCCGUGAUCCCACAAUAUUUCCACCGCCGGAAGGCACUCGCAUUGGGUCUCGUCGUGUCUGGAUCGAGUUGUGGUGGUGUUGUAUAUUCCAUUAUUUUCACGGAGCUUCAACCCAGGAUUGGGUUCGGCUGGACAUUGCGUGUCAUGGGCUUGGUGGCCCUUGCUAUGCUAUCCAUUGGAUUGGCCGUUGUCCGGCGCCGCGAGGAACCGUCGACAAAGGUUCGAACUCUCCUCGACCUGCCUGCUUUCAAAGAACGGCCAUACGUCCUCUAUUGCGCUACCCUCUGUACCAGCAACAUUGCGUUCUUCACACCAAUUUUCUACAUGCAACCCUUCGCGCUAGUACAUGGGUUACAAGGCCAAGAUGUUGCGCUGUACCUCGUCGCGAUCAUGAACGCCUGCUCAGUUGUGGGACGCUUGGCACCUUCGCUCGUCGCCAAUAAGAUUGGACCUGUUCAGACUCUUCUCUUCUCUGUGUCGUGCACUGCAAUCACCGUGUUUGCUUGGAUAGCCACAACCACGGGAUGGGGCAACAUUGCCUUUGCUGCCUUCUUUGGGUUCUUCUCUGGUGCGAUAGUUGCACUUCCUGCAGUUGUGCUUACUAGUUUCACUCCUGACCUUAGUCGCCUGGGCACAAGGUUAGGUAUGUCUUCUGUAUUGAAUGCCGUCGGGUCCUUGAUUGGUACUCCGAUUGGAGGCGCGAUUCUCAGUGCAACAGGCAGUUACCUUGGUGUUCAGCUGUGGGCUGGCUCAGUUGUGACAGUCACAGCUUUUUGUCUUCUUGCUCUUAGAUUUUCUCUCACGGGAAUGAAGCUGAAAGCAAAGGCAUGA